This is a messenger RNA of Tinamus guttatus (white-throated tinamou), 2568 nucleotides long. The record is from RefSeq and is a predicted model, not a curated record. Lineage: Eukaryota; Metazoa; Chordata; Aves; Tinamiformes; Tinamidae.
CCGACGCGUCCGUCUGGUCCGUCCCCCGCCUGCUGCCCGGCUCUGAUGGCACGAGCGUAACGAGUCCUCGCACCAUGCACAAGAUGGGGGAUUCCUAUGCCUGCAAAGGUGGAAGGAAAACUGCAGGCUCGAACAAACCCACGGCGAGCAAAGAAAGCAGGACGGACACGAGGAUAAAUCCGCCGGCAGAGCUUCCCAAGCUCGGAAAUGCAACCAGCGACAAAGCGGAAGGCAGGAAGAAGGGACGACCCAAGGCCGAGAACCAGGCGCUGAAGGACAUUCCCCUGCCCCUGAUGAACCAGUGGAAGGACGAGUUCAAAGCACACUCCAGGGUGAAAUGCCCCAAUUCGGGCUGCUGGCUGGAGUUCCCCAGCAUUUAUGGCUUGAAGUACCACUACCAGCGUUGCCAGGGGGGAGCGAUCUCGGAGAAGCUGACGUACUCGUGCUCGUACUGUGAGGCUGCCUUUACCUCCAAGACACAGCUGGAAAAGCAUCGCCUGUGGAAUCACUUGGACCGGCCAGUGCCAAGCAGCAAAGCGGAAAGCAAAGUGCAGAAGUCCAUUGGGAAGAGCAGUGGCAAGAAAAGAGCUGCUGAGAGUUCAGCUUGCCCCACCAUCCAUCCCAAACAGGCAAAGACGGAAAAGGCCGUGGCCCAGGCGCACGCCGCGAACGGCGAGUGCCCGGCGGAGAGCCGGGAGAGCAGGGAGUUUCAGAUCGCAGCGGCAGAGGCAACUGCAGCCGCGACGCCCACGGCGAAGUCUUCGAGCUGCAAGGAUGCCGGGCAGCAGGGAGGCAGCCAGGCCUCGCUGCAGGAGGAAGACCCUGAGAGGAUGAAGCACAGAAGGAAACAGAAAACUCCUAAGAAGUUUACGGGGGAGCAGCCUUCCAUCUCGGGAACUUUUGGACUGAAAGGUCUUGUCAAAGCAGAAGACAAGGCGAAAGCCCAUCGAGCCAAGAAGCUGGAGGGGAACACCCACAUGGAGGACCUGAAGAAGAAGCCCCCAGGAGCUGGUGUGAAGAAGGAAGCGGUUGUGCAUUUACCAGCAGCAAACCCCGAGGACCAGUGGCAGCGUGAGAUCAGUGAGAAGGGAGAAGUCGCCUGUCCAACCUGCAGUGUCAUAACCCGAAAAACUGUUGUUGGGCUCAAGAAGCACAUGGAUGUCUGCCAGAAGCUGCAGGAUGCCUUGAAAUGCCAACACUGCAAAAAGCAAUUUAAGUCCAAAGCUGGUCUGAAUUACCAUACCAUGGCUGAACACGUCAGCAAGGGCUGCGUGGCCAACUUCUCCAGCCUCAUGGGGUACCAGUACCACCAGAAGCGGUGCGGCAAGCAGCUCGCCGAGGCCGACAAGCCCGUCUUCAGCUGCCCGCACUGCACCAAGAAGUACAAAUCCAAGGCUGGCCACGACUACCACGUGCGGUCGGAACACGUGGCCUCCGUGAGCCCCCCAGACGCCUCCGCGGCCCGAGGACCGGGGCCAUCCUUCCCUGUGGGGGAUUGCAGAGCUGCAGAGCCUGCGGGCAGGACCGAGCCAGGCAAGGCAGGUGCAGACAUCGAACUGAUGCCUCCAGAAGAGCCAGAGGUGAAGCCAGAGCCCCCUCCUGUAGAAGAUUUUGAAAGGACUCCAAGUGGCCGCAUCCGCCGCACGUCGGCCCAAGUGGCCGUCUUCCACCUUCAGGAGAUCGCGGAGGACGAGCUUGCCAGGGACUGGACCAAGCGGAGGAUGAAGGAUGACCUGGUACCUGAAACCAAGCGGCUCAAUUACACCCGGCCAGGACUUCCCAAGCUAAAUCCGAGGCUCUUGGAAAACUGGAAGAAUGAAGUGAAGGAGAAGGGUCACAUCAACUGUCCCAACAACUGCUGUGAAGCCAUUUACUCCAGCGUCUCCGGGUUGAAAGCUCACCUGGCCAACUGCAACAAGGGGGACCACUCGGUGGGCAAGUACCGCUGCCUGCUGUGCCAGAAGGAGUUCAGCUCCGAGAGCGGCGUCAAGUACCACAUCAUCAAGGCUCACUCGGAGAACUGGUUCCGGACCUCCGCCGAGGCCAGCCGGAAAAAGAAAAGCAGGGAACAGCUUUCUUCCAGCAAGGAGGAGAAAAAGAAAAGCACAAGCGGGAAGAAAAGAGGGAGGAAACCCAAGGAGAGGCCUCCGGAAAUGUCCCUGAAAGGCAGAGAGAGCGUGACAGCAAAGACUAAUCACAAGAAACCGCCGGAGCCCUGGGAAGGCUCCCGCGGCAGCGCCGGCGCGGAGGAGCGUGAGCCCAAGGCCCCUGCUCACCGCAAGGCCGGAGCCGGCAAGAUUCCCGAGAAAUGAGCAGCUCAGAGACUCGUCUCCGAGGAUUCGUUUACAACCCAGGGUAACAGGGUGGGGGUCGCUCCCGGUUUUCUGUCCCCUCCCCAUCCCCUUCCUUCCUUCCCGCUUCCCCCACCCUCCACUCACCCCCUUUUUACAAAAAAAAAAAAAAAAGACAAAAAAAUGCCAAUUAACCACUUUAAGCAAAGUCAUGGACCUUGUUUCACACUGGAAAGCAAACAGGAUGGAGCAAGCUGGAGCGCUGCCGCCCUCGCUG